AUGGACCGCUGUUCCUUGUUCUUGGGACCGCCCGCUGGUGCCUUGGAGCGCGGUUCACUAGUCAUGGAUUAUUAUGGAUACGUUCGGUGGUAUACUAGUAAUCUCGCGCUGAAAGGACCAGUCUCUUCCCGUCGUCUCCAUUUCGGGAAGGUCAAGGUGUCGGUCGUGUGCAGCGGUCCCAGUUCAUCUCACCCAAGGCCCGUAGCUCCACCAGCCAAAAGUGGAGGACGAUCGGGAGGAAAGGCAGAGUUACAAUUGAAGGUACCAAGUCCUGGUUGCAGCAAAACCGGACCUUGA
This is a messenger RNA of Aspergillus neoniger CBS 115656, 297 nucleotides long. RefSeq lists its product as uncharacterized. Lineage: Eukaryota; Fungi; Ascomycota; Eurotiomycetes; Eurotiales; Aspergillaceae. The transcript is spliced from 3 exons. The record is from RefSeq and is a predicted model, not a curated record. Bases 1 to 297 code for a protein of 98 amino acids.